Molecule: messenger RNA, 947 nt
Organism: Trichoplusia ni (cabbage looper)
Lineage: Eukaryota; Metazoa; Arthropoda; Insecta; Lepidoptera; Noctuidae
Exons: 3
Coding region: 257-823 (188 amino acids)
Molecular function (GO): signaling receptor binding
Source: RefSeq, a predicted model, not a curated record
CAGAUGUCACUUACAAUAAUCUGGACUAUUCACUCAAGCAGGACUGACGAUUGAAGUGACUUUAAUUGGAAAUACAUUUAUUUAUCAGUGCCGUUAACUAAAAAUACUAGUGUCUUGAAUAGUGGCAAAAUAAUCAGUGCACGGUAUAUGUAAACUAAGAAAUAAAUUAGUGCAUAUUUAAGAUACAUUUAAUGAAUCUGUCUCAACAAUAAUAGAGAGAAAAGUGAGAGGUUGGCUAAGUGGAGUGAUAGACGACAUGAGACGAAGUAGUCCAGUACAACAGUGGCUGGAUUCUCUACCUGCUGAUGCACAAGCAGAGCCAGAAACCUCAAGUGAUGAAGUAAAGCCAACAGAACCAAAGUCUGAUGACAGUAAAGCUGAGGAGUCAGUGACUGAAAACACAGUCAUAGAGCCCAACAAAGAUAAAACCCUGGCAGACGAAAGCUUAGAUGUUCCUAAUGUCAAAGAACCAUGGAAGAGAAAAUCACUUGACAGUGGAUUGCUAACCAGCACUCCACAAAAGACAAAUGUUAAAAGACUGCAAAGGGACCACUCUCUGCAGUCUGAAGUAUAUACUCCAAAGUUUAAGAACCCUUUGCUUAGAGAUCAUUCUCUCCAGUCAGACAAUAGUGGAUCAAGUGGCAGUUCAGUUUUGAAUGUGUUGGGAGCUCGAAAAGUUGAUGCAGAAUCUGUUUUGCUAGCAUUGGGCUUUGGACCAAGUGAAAAACAACAAAAAUUACAAAGAAUACCUGACAGGUUUUUAGCUCCAUCAAAAGUUAGUUUUUUUAUCUUUAAUCAAAGCAUGAAUGGAAACCGGUUAUGAAAAAGAAAAGAUCUAUAAACAGAGUCAGAAACAUUUUUUAAUUUUUGAAAAUGAUAAUAAGGAUACUUUCGAAAUUUGAAGUAAAAAGAUUUUACAUUACAACACUAGACUGACUAUUACAAUU